GAUUCUGACACACCAAAUAUCACUGGGCGUGGCAUCCAUUAACAUUCUAUUAUUGUUAUAGCGGAAAAAAUACCGUAUUUUUAUUACUUUUUCUUUAUUAUAAAUGAAGAGGUUUAUAAAAGCAAUAAGUAAUUCGAGGCCAUAUGCUUGUGAAUAGCGACAGUUAAAUUGGUUGCAGGUGCUGUUAUUAAGUUUUUAACGAGCGGCCGUUUCAGUCAACACAUUUUACAUACAGAUCUGAGAUGUAAGUGCCUCAGUAAGGGGUUGAAGGGUUAAAUUUCACAUGCAGCUCCAGCCAACCGCCUCCUUGAGCGCUCAUCGGUGAUUACCGGAGCGCGAGGGGAGGCGCAUAUAUUCCGCAGAUCAGACGUGCAUGAGACAGCAUUCAGUGCACGAACUCUAGAGAACACGACCAACUCUGAGCUCUUUUCUUCUGCUUUAUUCAUGGAUAUUAACCUGGGAUUGUACUUUCACUGCAUGACGACCUACUUGAAAAUCCAGUGCUGAGCUCGAGGCUAUAUAAGGUGCAUGGACUCACUUGUAAACUUCUGUCAAGAAUUUCUCAUUGAGUUUUUAAUCUAUAUAUUAACCUAGGCAAUGCAAAAGGGGUUCUGUCUUUGGAUCGCUCAGGCUUGGACAGCCAUGACUACCUUUUGCAUGUCAAAUCACUUUUGAGAUUCAAUACAGGGCGUGUUUGGACCAGUACCAGCACCUGGAGUACCAGGACAGUUUGGAUUCUCCUCUAAAGACUUGAGCUGGUGCUUCGGGUCAUUUAAAGGGAGAUCUCUUCAAGGUAUGGUUCUGGACUUUCUGCGCUCAGGAGCAGUUCCAAGGCUCCUACAGUCUGCAUCUUUCUUAUUGAGUGGAAAAUUGACAUUGGAAGGAGAUGAGAACCUUAUUCUGCUGCUUUCUGCUCCUCACCUCGCACCUUCUGCUGGCAACUGCUGAGAAGGAGUUUGCAAUCCCUCAAGAUUUCAUCGACAGACUGUCCCACAGCGAAAUCAACAGCAUCAGCGACCUCCAGCGGCUACUGGAGGUAAAUUCCCCAGGUCCUGGAAAUGAGGUGAUUGAGGAGGUCAAACAGAAGCACCAUCAGAAGAGCCAUCACUCAUACAAGGCCGCUUCCUCAGAUCUCAAGAGCCUGCAGCUGUCCCACAGACGGAAGAGGAGUGUCGAGGAGGCGGUGCCCGCCAUGUGCAAGACACGGACAGUGAUCUACGAGAUCCCCCGCAGUCAAGUGGAUCCCACCGCUGCAAACUUCCUAAUAUGGCCUCCGUGUGUGGAGGUGAAACGCUGUACAGGCUGCUGCAACACCGGCAACAUGCGCUGUCACCCCUCCAAAAAACAGCACCGUACUGUCAAGGUGGCGAAGGUAGAGUUCGCAUCGCGUAAGAAAGCGAAAUUGAAGGAGGUGCUCGUCCGGUUAGAGGAUCAUUUGGAAUGUGUGUGCACGUCACAGCAUCACGUGAUCGAGCACGCGGAAGCAGACACAGGCCCACGCACAGUUAAAAAUGGUAAAAAACGGAAACACAGAAAGCAAGCAGUGGCAGUACAGAUCAACAAGGAUAUACAAUAAAAGACAAACAUUUCCUAACACUCAGCGGACCAAAAUAUCCUGCAGUAGACAUGAGGUGAAACCACAUCAAGCGAGGGAUUGAAGGACAACAGUGGCUACGUAAUGCUCCAGCAGCACUGGGACUUUGACCUCUGACCCUACUGACCCCAUUGCUGUUCAAAAAAAGAUACUGUAUCCAGAGGAACAUUAUACACAAACACAACACCAAAGGUGCUUUCUACGUACUCUGUCAAACACUGAAGACAAACAAGAUUGGUAUUCAGUUAAUUAUUAAGUGGUCAAACACUGGGCGGAAACGAAACCGAAAAGGACGAUGUUUGUGUCGAUUCUCUGUUGUUUAUGUAUACGACUCUCGUAAAGGUCAAGGAUGAGGAGAAAGUCUUUUGGAGAACACUAAGUUUGUAGAGACCAUGAACUUCACAUUGAGUUUGGAUCCGCUCAAGCAGGAUGCCCGUGAAGGAUGGACUAACCAAUGGACUCAAAAAGAGGAUGAACAUAUUAAAGGACGUGCAGUCAUAUAACCUUGCUAAAAUGGAAGACGCAAUUUUCUCUUGUUCUCUGCCUUAGUCCUCUUGGGUCCAGAACAUUUAAGCUGCAAUUUCCAAUGUGCCUCUAGAAAGUUUUGUCCUUCCGAAGAGUUCAACUGCCUGUCCGUGAACAAA
Labeo rohita (rohu) is the source of this 2238-nucleotide messenger RNA. RefSeq names its product platelet-derived growth factor alpha polypeptide b (gene pdgfab). Gene Ontology annotation, cellular component: membrane. The record is from RefSeq and is a predicted model, not a curated record. Gene Ontology annotation, biological process: positive regulation of cell migration; positive regulation of cell population proliferation; positive regulation of ERK1 and ERK2 cascade. Gene Ontology annotation, molecular function: growth factor activity; platelet-derived growth factor receptor binding. The transcript has 7 exons. Bases 887 to 1576 code for a protein of 229 amino acids. NCBI's taxonomy places the organism in Eukaryota, Metazoa, Chordata, Actinopteri, Cypriniformes, Cyprinidae.